This is a messenger RNA of Aspergillus piperis CBS 112811, 871 nucleotides long. RefSeq lists its product as uncharacterized. The record is from RefSeq and is a predicted model, not a curated record. Lineage: Eukaryota; Fungi; Ascomycota; Eurotiomycetes; Eurotiales; Aspergillaceae. The transcript has a single exon. The coding region runs from base 47 to 667 and encodes 206 amino acids.
CACCACCAUCAUUACCACCAUUCCCACACCAUCAAGCCCAUCUAAAAUGAACCCCCCAAACCUCCUCCCCCACGACCCCCAUCAUCAUCAUCAUCACCACCACCACCACCAACCCCCAACCCUAACAACCUACCUAACCCACCUCCCCUUCCUCCCCCUGCACGACCGCAUCACCUCCCUACACCAUCUAUCCCAGUCCCUCACUCCCCAAAUAACCCCCACGGGCACACGCCUCAUCAACCACCCAUCCUUCACCGGCCCCGCACCCCUCGACCACCUCGGCACCAUCUACAUCACGACCGGUCGCGACUGCGUGGCCAACAACGCCGACCUGACCAUACGCAUCCUGCACGCCGACGUCGGCGCGCUUCUCGAAUCCAUCUACGAAAAGAGCGGAGAGUUGCUGGAUGCCGGUAUCCAGAACGGGAGCGUCGUCUUGUCCGAGGAGAAUAAGCUCCGGGAUGGUGCGGGGGCGUGUUGUCGUGGUGAACCGGAGGUGAUGUUUCGGGAGGGGUGGGCGGUCGAAGAGGCGUUGUGGUUUUAUAGAGUGGAUUUUGAGAGUAGAUGGGAGGUGGCGGAUCGGGAUGGGGAGAGGGUGUUGUUUAGGGCGAGUGUUGGGAUGUUGGAGAGGGCGGCGGAGUGGGAGGAAGAUGAGGAGGGGGUAUAGGUGGUGGUGUGCUACGCUGUUUGGAUGUUUGGAUAUUUGGAUAGGUGCUGGGAGCUACUUAGGAUAGCUUGUUGAUCUGCCGGGUGGAUGUAACCUGAUUAUCGUAUGGAGUAGUAGCCCUGUGCUCCCAUCUGUGUGCUGGGGUAGGUGGUGGAGUGGAGUAUCCGGGGUAGAUCUACAGUGGGACAAAAAAAGUAUGUGGUU